AUGUGCGAUCGUCUUUGCAUGGCAUUUUCAUUAAAAGAAUUACAAGCAUUAAUACAACUAAGAGAUGAUGGUACUAUGAUUGGUCCUAAUUAUGUAGAAUUAGGUACGAAAUUAAAACCUAUUCAAACAUAUAAUGCAUUACGAAAUAGUCCAUGUCCUGUAUUGCUUUCUGAGAAACAUAUUUAUGACGGUAUACCAUCAAAUUCAACUGUACUUACUAUAAUGCAAUGGGGUCUAUUACCAUCAAAGGAAAUAGAAGAUAAAACAAAAUUAAAAUAUCGUAUAGCAAAUAUUAAAAAAGAAAAAUUAAAUAAAAUAAAAAUUUUUCAGACAUUAUUAGAAAAAGGCAAUCGGUGCAUAUUAGUUUGUGAAGGUUUUUAUCAAUUUGUAUUUGAUAAUAAACUACGUAAACAAGCUUAUUUUAUACAUUUAAAAAAUAUAUUUGAUAAACGAAGAAAAUGUGAAAAUAUUCAACCAUGUUAUAUUGCUGCUCUUUUUGAUACAUUUCAACAAUCUGAUGGACAAGUACUUUAUUCAUUUAGUAUUAUUACAGUCAAGACACCCACCAAUUUAUCUCAUAGAAUCGCUCCAUAUAUGCCAGCUAUAUUCAAUAGUACUGAACAAGUACUUGAUUGGAUUGAUUUUGAUCGUAUAGAUAUGAACGAAGCACUAAAACUAUUAGAAAAUCAUGAAGAACAUCUUGUAAUAGAUCUCGUAUCAAAUUAUGUUUUUAAAAGGUCAAAUACUGGCCCAGAAUGUAUAGAAGUUAUAACUAAACCAACAACAGAAAAACCAUCAACAACAAAUAUCGAAUCAGAAGAUGAUAUCGAUAUAAAAAUAAUUGAUAAACAUAUUGAAGAUAUUGAACAACAACAUGAAACUGAAUUAUAUCAACAAAAAAAAAGAACAUUAUCAAAAACCUUCGAAUAA
This is a messenger RNA of Rotaria sp. Silwood2, 930 nucleotides long. The record is from the annotation of a GenBank genome assembly. NCBI's taxonomy places the organism in Eukaryota, Metazoa, Rotifera, Eurotatoria, Philodinida, Philodinidae.